This is a messenger RNA of Aspergillus aculeatus ATCC 16872, 2125 nucleotides long. RefSeq names its product LMBR1 domain-containing protein. Lineage: Eukaryota; Fungi; Ascomycota; Eurotiomycetes; Eurotiales; Aspergillaceae. The coding region runs from base 26 to 2065 and encodes 679 amino acids. The transcript is spliced from 2 exons. The record is from RefSeq and is a predicted model, not a curated record. Gene Ontology annotation, cellular component: membrane.
CCCCCUCCUCCCCCCAAUCAUCGCCAUGGUUCUCGCCACGCCUGUGCCCGUAGGGUCUAGUAUUUUCUUCUCGCUGGCCCUUCUCACAAUCUCUAUCCUUGUUUUACUCCUUCUCCGGCGCUUUCUUACUUUGCGCGCAACCCCGGCUUAUCUUUCCAUCCCCGUCUUUCUUGCGCUCGCGCUUCCUGCCAGUGUAGUUCUGUUGGUUCCUAUCGACCUGGCAUCAAGUUCGCGUGAUGGAUCAGGUCCCGCAGCCAUCUGGCUACCUGACCGCCUACUUCUAGUCUCGUGGCGCAUUACCUAUUGGCUGAUAUUUGUAUUGACAUGGGCUAUCCUCCCGCUACUCGGAGAAUAUAUAGAUUCUGGAUAUCGUGAACCGAAGGCUCGUAUUCAGUACUCUAUCCGGUCGAAUGCGCGCUAUCAACUCAUCGUGCUGUGCUGUGCGAUCGUUGGUUUGGUCUACAUCUCCAUCCAGAAUGGGUUCGAAUUUACUUCAAUCAAGGCGCUCGUUAUGGCUCUUGCUUACGUCUGGGGUCUCGUACUGGCGAUCUACCUAAUGGGCCACGGUCUCGUCUCGAUCCCUCGCACACUAUUCCGCAACGCCGAUGUCAGCGGCAGGCUCCGGAGAAUUCACGCCCAUGCCCCUCGGUUGCACGACCGCUUGAUGGAUGCGAUCAAUGAUUUGGAAACUCUCGAGAGUCAGGUCUCCCAACUGCAGCGCCGGAAAACAGGGACCGCCCUCGACUUUCAGGAUUGGAUUGACGAGCUGGCAGAGACUUGCAGUCCUUCUGAACCACGAUCAACGCUACUGGACCAUGCAGAUGGAUCUGAAACAAUCCCUGCCGUCAUCACCGAACGCUAUUUGGCAGAUUUGACAAGACGUCUUCAGCGUGCUCGGCAUCAAAAGGCUCGUCUCAUCGACGAGUGGGACCGUCUGGUGCUGUCCGCUGCUGAUAUGCAAGCCAUUAUCAAUUCGUCCGCAUCCAGGAAAUUGGAGUUUACUCCGUCACCUUACCGCUCCUCAUGGUUGUCGAAUGCUAAGGUUCUGAGCCCAUACAUGCGUUACCAGCUCUAUGUGCGCGUGAUCCCGAAACUUCGACUUGGACUAGGUGCUCUCUUCACUGCCGCAUCCGCUUGCAUUGUCUGGUCCGAAGUGAUUAAAUCUAUGGCGCCUCGGCUGUCGGUAGUGACCCUUUCCAUUGUAUCCUAUCAUCAGGAUGCUGCGCCAGUGAACUUUGGUCGUCAAGUUAUUGCUUCUGCUUGGUUGCUGUACAUGUGCUCCGCAGCCUUGGUGGGCGUGAACGACGCCAAAGUGUGGGGCAAUCGUGCCUUGGUCCGUCGGAACACGUAUGGGGAGAGCGCAUGUUGGUACGCUGGGCUUGUAGCCCGGCUGACUGUACCCAUCGCCUACAACUUUCUAACCUUUUUGCCGGUCAGUGCGCGACAGAGCACCGUCUUUUACAAAUUCCUGGGGCGGUUAAUCGACCUCACACCGCUUGGUAAAGGGUUUGACUACUUUUUCCCGGUCUUCAUUUUGCUGCCUAUCUGUGCCACUCUCUUUAAUCUAUAUGGUCGAGUGCAAAACAUUUGCAGCUGGGGACUUUUGGAGGAAGAUGAUGAUGACCUGGAAAACAACCCCGGUGGCUACGGACUGGGAGGUUGGCGUGAAGGGCGUGACCUCAUUGAGCGAGAACUUAACGGCCUCGGCUCAUUGGGGCUUUCAGCCCGUGGUAGUCGGUCACCCCGCCCUUCUAGUCGGGUUGACGAGGAGGUUCCUGCAUUCAUUUCCUCGCGAACACCCCUAGUUGAGGGUUCUCGGGCACCUCGAGCACCUCGCAGCACUCUCGGGACCUCUGCCUUGGUCGAGGAAGAAGAGGAAGAGAACUUUUUCCAGUCAUUCGCGCACCGCAUGAAGAACACUCUCGAAACAGCCAGCAAGCCACAGUGGUUGCAGGGUGACUCCUUCCGCCUUCCACGGUGGAUGGGGAAUGAAGGUAACGAUGGCAGCAGUGGUCUCGCGAGAUGGUUUGGUGGCCGGCCUGCACCUGGUGGGGUCAGACUUUGAAGACAUCUUGAGUACAUUCUUCCGCCAGUGAGCAAUUGUAAUGUAAUUAUGUAAGAUUAU